Messenger RNA from Physeter macrocephalus (sperm whale), 3484 nucleotides. RefSeq names its product villin like (gene VILL). The transcript has 20 exons. Gene Ontology annotation, molecular function: phosphatidylinositol-4,5-bisphosphate binding; actin filament binding. Gene Ontology annotation, biological process: barbed-end actin filament capping; cytoskeleton organization; actin filament severing. Lineage: Eukaryota; Metazoa; Chordata; Mammalia; Artiodactyla; Physeteridae. Gene Ontology annotation, cellular component: cytoplasm; actin cytoskeleton. The coding region runs from base 752 to 3238 and encodes 828 amino acids. The record is from RefSeq and is a predicted model, not a curated record.
UGUGCCUGUUGCAUCCCUUUCUUGGGUUUGAGGAAGCUGUUCCUUUUCUCUGCAGGUGCUGUGUCUCUUUGUAUGGCUAUCUCCUAACUGUCUGAAAGACCUACACCUAUUUGCCUUGUGUGCAGAGACUGUCUUGUCUACAGGAUUCUGUCUCACUUCAAGAGCCUGCCCCUGUUUGCAGAGUCUGUCCCUGCCUACAGCACCUGUUGUGACUAGCAGAGCCCUCGCCUGACUGCAAGCCUAUCACUGUCUACAGUGACUGUCCCUGGCUGCAGAUCCUGUGUCUGUAUGCAUAGCCUGUUUCAAACUCCCUGUCUGUUUGCAGAGGUUGUCCACAGACUCAAAGCCUAUCAUUGUCCACAGAGCUCAGCCCUGUUUCAAGAGCACAAGCACAGACGACAAGGCAGGUCCCUGUUUGCAAAGCCUCUGUGCCGACAUCUGCAGUACCCGUCCUGGUGUGCUGGCCCUUUUGUUUACGCAGCCCUCCUCAUGAGAGGCACAGGCUAUGAUGAAGGGUCUUUGGAGAGCUGUGUGGGGGGAGAGCUCUUGCUUAGAGCCCGGAGUACAGGCGGCCAGGGCCUGAGGACUCUGCCUCCUGUUCCCUCCCUCACUCUUUCCUGAUCUAGGAUGGACACCAACAGGGGCCUCCCAGCCAUCGAGAGCCACAGGGUCCUCCACAUAUGGAUCACUGAGGUGAGCUGCACGACCAGGCAGAAGAGCUGGUGAUAAAGACAGUGUGCAGAACCUUAAGAUGGUGCCGGUCCCCGAGCGGGCUUAUGGUAACUUCUUUGAGGAGCACUGCUACAUCGUCCUGCACGUCCCCCAGAGCCUGAAAGCCACGUCGGGGGCGCCCAAAGACCUGCACUACUGGGUCGGGAAGGAGGCGGGUGUGGAGGCGCAGGAUACGGCGGGCUCCUUCGUGCAGCACCUACAGGAGGCGCUGGGUGGCGCCACCGUGCAGCACCGCGAGGCGCAGGGCCACGAAUCCGCCUGCUUUCGCAGCUACUUCCGCCCUGGAAUCAUCUACCGGAAGGGAGGCCUGGCCUCUGCCCUCAAGCACGUGGAGACCAACGUGUACAAUAUCCAGCGACUGCUGCGCAUCAGAGCGGGGAAGCACGUGUCAGCCAGCGAGGUGGAGCUCUCCUGGCACAGCUUUAAUAAGAGUGACAUCUUCCUGUUAGACCUGGGCAAGAUGAUGAUCCAGUGGAAUGGGCCCAAAACCAGCACUGCCGAGAAGGCGCGGGGCCUGGCCCUGACCCGCAGCCUCCAGGACAGGGAGCGUGGUGGCCGUGCACAGAUUGGCGUGGUGGAUGAUGAGGCUGAAGCCACUGACCUCAUGCAGAUCAUGGAAGCGGUGCUGGGCUGCAGAGUGGGCAACCUGCACACCGCCAUGCCCAGCAAGAGUAUUGACCAACUGCAAAAGGCCAAUGUCCGCCUCUACCAUGUCUACGAGAAGGGCAAGGAUGUGGUGAUCCAGGAGUUGUCGACCUGCCCUCUGGCCCAAGACCUACUGCAGGAGGAGAACUGCUACAUCCUGGACCAGGGUGGUUUCAAGAUCUACGUGUGGCAGGGACGCAUGACUAGCCUCCAGGAGAAAAAGGCUGCCUUCAGCAGGGCUCUGGGCUUCAUCCAGGCCAAGGGCUACCCGAGCUACACCAAUGUGGAGGUGGUGGACGAAGGCGCCGAGUCGGCCGCGUUCAAGCAGCUCUUCCGAUCGUGGUCUGGGGAGCAGCGCAAGAACAAGCACCUUCGCGGAGUGGGUAAAUUACUUCAGGUGAAACUGGACGUGGGCAAGCUGCACAGCCAUCCUGAGCUGGCGGCCCAGCUCAGGAUGGUGGACGACGGCUCUGGGAAGGUGGAGGUGUGGUCCAUCCAGGACUCAUGCAGGCAGCCCGUGGACCCCACCCAUCACGGACAGUUGUGCGCAGGCAACUGCUACCUUGUCCUCUACACAUACCAGAAGAUGGGCCUCGUCCAGUACAUCCUGUACCUAUGGCAGGGCCUCCAGGCCGCCGCACACAAGAUCAAGGCCCUGAAGAGCAACGCCGAGGAGCUGGACCUCCAGUAUCACGGAGUGCUGGUGCAGGAGCACGUGACCAUGGGCAGCGAGCCCCCUCACUUCCUCGCCAUCUUCCAGGGCCAGCUGGUGAUCUUCCAGGGGAGCGCUGGGCACGACGGGAAAGGGCAGCCAGAGUCUGCCACAAGGCUCUUCCACGUACGAGGCACCGACAGCUACAACACCUGGACCCUGGAGGUGCCAGCCCGUGCCUCAGCCCUCAACUCCAACGACAUCUUCCUGCUGACCACAGCUGGCCUCUGCUACCUCUGGUUUGGAAAGGGCUGCAGCGGUGACCAGCGUGAGAUGGCGCGGACAGUGGUCACCGUCAUCUCCAGGAAGGACAAGGAAAUGGUGCUGGAGGGUCAGGAGCCUCCCCACUUCUGGGAGGCCCUGGGGGGCCGGGCGCCCUACCCCAGCGACAAGAGGCUCCCCGAGGAUGUGUCCGACUUCCAGCCACGACUGUUUGAGUGCUCCAUCCAGACGGGCCCCCUGGUCCUCACGGAAGUGGUGUUCUUUAGCCAAGAGGACCUGGACAAGUAUGAUGUCAUGUUACUGGACACCUGGGAGGAGAUCUUCCUGUGGCUGGGGGCAGCUGCGAGCCAGUGGAAGCAGGAGGCCGUGGCCUGGGGCCAGGAGUACCUGAAGACCCACCCAGGAGGGAGGAGCCUGGCCACGCCUAUCGUGCUGGUCAAGCAGGGCCACGAGCCUCCCACCUUCACUGGAUGGUUCCACACCUGGGACCCCUACAAAUGGACGAGCAAUCAGUCUUAUGAGGAGGUGGUGGAGGGCGGCCUGGGAGCAGUAUCUGCCAUCUCAGAGAUAACAGCACAGGUCAACAACUUCCAGCUGUCCAGAUGGCCAAGCAAUGGCAGGGCAGGCCCGGCGGCCCCGUGGGCCCUCAAGGGCUCCAAGGACAGCUCCAAGAGUGAGCUGGAGCUGGGCCCCAAGGCGGGCGGCAGGAGCAGCAGCCCCAGAUCCGUGGCCAGCGGGAGCCUGCCCCGAGAACAGCUGAUGCACCAGGCUGUGGAGGACCUGCCGGAGGGUGUGGACCCGGCCCACAAGGAGUCCUAUCUCUCAGACUCUGAUUUCCAAGAAAUCUUUGGGAAGUCCAAGGAGGAGUUCUACAGCAUGGCCAAGUGGAGGCAGCAGCAGGAGAAGAAGCAGCUCGGCUUCUUCUGAAGCCCGACCCUGCCGGCUCCAUCUACGUGGCCAAGACGCCUGCCUGCGGGCACCUCCCCUACACGUAUAUGAGUCCCCCGGGGAGGCCCUCCUGGCGCACCCUGCUUGGAGACUCCUGGGUCACUAAAAUAAAAGCCUGUGGCCUUCACCAGAUGUGGGCCCGGCUGGAGGAUGGAGCGGGCUGCAGUGUCAUUCCUAACGGAAUUGAGGACAGCUCCAGGGACUGGGCCAGCUCCUGGGCUCCCG